AAAAAAUCACAAAGAAAAAAAGUUUCUUUCUUUCCAGUUAGCAAGAUUUAGACAGCUUCUUCAAAAUUUAUUUGUAAAAAAAAUAAAAUAUUUUUAUGUUUGAUUAUUAUUUGAGGUAUUAAUUGAAGGUGAAAUAUUUAUAGAAAAUGGAAAGAUAUGAAAUUCAGAAAGACAUUGGUUCUGGGAAUUUUGGUGUUGCUAAGCUUGUGAAAGAUAAAUGGAGUGGUGAACUUUUUGCUGUCAAAUAUAUUGAAAGAGGCAAAAAGAUUGAUGAGCAUGUUCAAAGGGAGAUAAUGAAUCACAGAUCUUUGAGGCAUCCGAAUAUCAUUAGAUUUAAGGAGGUAUUUCUCACACCAGCUCAUCUAGCUAUAGUGAUGGAAUAUGCUUCCGGAGGAGAGCUUUUUGAACGAAUAUGCAAUGCUGGAAGAUUCAGUGAAGAUGAGGCAAGGUUUUUCUUUCAACAACUUAUAUCAGGAGUGAGUUAUUGUCAUUCAAUGCAAAUUUGCCACAGAGAUCUUAAGCUUGAAAACACAUUGUUAGACGGGAGCUCUACACAAUGUCUAAAAAUAUGCGAUUUUGGCUAUUCUAAGUCAGCAGCAUUGCAUUCACAACCAAAAUCUACAGUUGGAACUCCGGCCUAUAUCGCACCAGAAGUAUUAUCAAGAAAAGAAUACGAUGGAAAGAUAGCAGAUGUUUGGUCUUGUGGGGUCACAUUAUAUGUGAUGCUGGUCGGCGCGUAUCCGUUUGAAGAUCCUGAUGAUCCAAGAAACUUCAAGAAGACAAUAACUAGGAUAUUAAGCGUACAGUAUUCGAUCCCUUACUAUGUCCGAGUCUCCAAGGAAUGUAAUCACCUCUUAUCUAGGAUAUUCGUAGCUGAUCCAGAGAAGAGGAUAACGAUCGAAGAAAUAAAGAAGCAUCCAUGGUUCUUAAAGAACUUGCCUAAAGAAUUUAUGAAAAAAGGAGAGGAAGCUAGUUUAGUACAAAUGAAUAGUGAAGAAAAACCAUUACAAAGUAUUGAAGAAGCAUUGGCUAUAAUUCAAGAAGCAAGAAAACCAGGAGAGGGGUCUAAAGCAAGUGAUUAUUUUGUUAACAGCAGCAUUAGUAUGGAUCUUGAUGAUUUUGAUACUGAUGCUGAUUUAGAUGAUGAAAUUGACACAAGUGGUGAUUUUGUAUGUGCAUUAUGAGUGCUACUUUUUGGACCAUGACACUCGGAGCAACGGUAAAGUUUUCACACACGUUCGUUCAAGCCGUGAAAAUAGUCAGUAAUGCUUGCAUUAUGAUAGACUGUCUGCAUCACAUUCCCUUACUAACGUAGGAUGUUUUGUGCACCAGACUGCCCGCUAUUUAUGAGUGAUACUUUUCUUGGACAAAAUGAAAAAAGUAAUUUCUAUUUGUCUUUACUUGGGCCUUUAGUGUUUGUACCUUUUUUUUUGUGUUUUAGUCUCAUAAAUCUUCAAUUUGAUAGGAAGUAAGGUCCUUUUUAAUGAUAGUAUAUUCAAAUAUAGUAUAACAUGUAUGACACUAAGGACUCCAUAUAGUUUUGUUUGUAUUGUUUGCAAUUGUAAAUAAAAAUUGUGCAACUAGCUUUGAGUGUAAAUUAAAUAUAAGAUCUUUGUCAA
Messenger RNA from Solanum pennellii, 1619 nucleotides. RefSeq names its product serine/threonine-protein kinase SAPK2-like. Gene Ontology annotation, biological process: protein phosphorylation; intracellular signal transduction. The transcript is spliced from 9 exons. The coding region runs from base 147 to 1184 and encodes 345 amino acids. The record is from RefSeq and is a predicted model, not a curated record. NCBI's taxonomy places the organism in Eukaryota, Viridiplantae, Streptophyta, Magnoliopsida, Solanales, Solanaceae. Gene Ontology annotation, molecular function: ATP binding; protein serine/threonine kinase activity.